This is a messenger RNA of Nerophis lumbriciformis (worm pipefish), 2337 nucleotides long. Lineage: Eukaryota; Metazoa; Chordata; Actinopteri; Syngnathiformes; Syngnathidae. The record is from RefSeq and is a predicted model, not a curated record.
AUGGAUCGGGGAGGCUCGACGUAUAACAGUCAUCGAGACGACUGCAUGACAUUCGUGGAGUUGGGAUCCGGAGUAUGCAGAGAGGCAUCUGACGCCGCCGGUUCCCUGCUCGGCGCUAUCCACCCGACCGCCGCGGCCCCAAACAGGGGAGGAACCAAAGACCAGCUGGAGUCCGGAAUUCUACUGGACCCCCACCGGCAGCGUCAGGUCUCAUUCGAAGGGUCGGACACAAACGGUCAGAAGAUGAUCAGACUCGAAAAAGAUGGCGGGGUGUUUAACAUGGAGGAAGACUUGGCACUACUGAGCCAGAGUAUUGCCGACCCGGAAAACGUCGCCACGUCCGUCAUCAACGCCUCCGUUUUGGGAAACCUUCCUCUGCAUGACCUUUUCCCCCAGGACAUCAAACAGGAAGGAGACUUCUUCCUGGACAAAGAACUGGGAUGUCACAGCGGACUUCCCUCCGCAACGUCUUAUGAUUUGACAGGCGGCGGCGAUCGUUUGCUCGAAGAAAGCGAUCUUUGGAAAAACCUGGACCUUCCCGGAUCCUUACCGGAGAUAAGCGAAUUUGAGUUGAAUUCGGAGGUAGCUAACCUUGAUUUCAUCCUGCACGAAGGCCGGAGACCGGCGGGAGACUUACCGAAAGUGACCCAAGUGCCCGUGGGCAACGGCGGCGACUGUCACAACGCUAACAACUUGAGCCAGCAGCAUCCCGCUUUGCUCCAACAUCAUCAUCCUCACCUGCAGCACCAGCUUCAAUACCAACAUCAGCAGCCGGGCUCUCUUCUCUCCAGCGUCACUGUCAAGGAGGAGAACCCCGACCAUUCUUUCACCCACAUUCUCACUCCCGGUGUGGUCAAAGAAGAGAAUCCGGAACCCGCGUUCUGCCAGUCGCGUUGUGUCCAGGGAGGCCUGCCCCCUGUUCAUUUAGGAGCUGCGAUGUCUGCUUCUAUGGGCAUGGACGCGGUUCCCAGCUACCGAUGCAGAUCCGGCGCACUGGGCCAGCAAGAUCAGAAGCCCUUUGUCAUGCAUGCUAAUCCACCCUCAUUGGGCGAAAGCAGCAUGCGAGGGGACGGGUAUCGAGAUGCCGUCAUGAUUAAAAGGGGCGGCGACGGUCUCCCCAACGCUGCGAUGUUGACGCCAUACCCUCUGAGCUUCUCCAGCUCAUCACCCAGAACGGGAGCAGAUUCUAACAGUUCCGUAGUGCCGGCUCCAUCCAAACUCAACGGGCAGAGCAACAAAGUGUGUUUGGUGUGUUCGGACGAGGCCUCCGGAUGCCACUACGGGGUGGUGACGUGCGGCAGCUGCAAGGUUUUCUUCAAGAGGGCUGUGGAAGGAUGGAGAGCACGACAAAAGAGUGAUGGCCAACACAACUACCUGUGUGCGGGAAGAAACGACUGCAUCAUCGAUAAGAUCCGCAGGAAAAACUGUCCCGCCUGUCGCUUCCGCAAAUGCCUUCAGGCUGGGAUGAAUUUGGAAGCAAGGAAAAACAAGAAGCUAGACAAGGCACGACAACGGCACAACAGGGUACCGGUGCAGCCCGUCGCAGCAAUGCCAAUGGCGGUCAUCCCUGCCUGCGUCCCCCAGCUGGUGCCCGCCAUGCUGUCGGUUCUCCAGGCCAUCGAACCCGAGAUCAUCUACUCGGGCUAUGAUAGCACCAUGCCCGACACGUCGUCGCGUCUCAUGAGCACGCUUAACAAGCUUGGCGGGCAGCAGGUCAUCUCAGCCGUCAAGUGGGCAAAAUCGCUGCCAGGUUUCCGUAAUCUGCACCUGGACGACCAGAUGACGCUGCUGCAAUGCUCGUGGCUCUUCCUAAUGUCCUUCAGUUUGGGUUGGAGGUCAUACAAGCAGUGCAACGGGAACAUGCUCUGCUUUGCGCCUGACCUCGUCAUCAACCAAGAACGCAUGAAGCUUCCCUACAUGGCGGGGCAGUGUGAGCAGAUGCUGAAGAUCUGCACGGAAUUUGUGCGUCUGGAGGUGUCCUACGAUGAAUACCUGUGCAUGAAAGUGCUGCUGCUGCUCAGCACAGUGCCUAAAGAUGGUCUAAAGAGCCAGGCGGUGUUCGACGAGAUCCGGAUGAUGUACAUCAAGGAGUUGGGCAAAGCAAUUGUCAAGCGAGAUGAGAACACCAGCCAGAACUGGCAGCGCUUCUACCAGCUGACUAAGCUACUGGACUCCAUGCAAGGGAUGGUGGAGGAUCUACUUCAGAUUUGCUUCUACACGUUCAUGAAUAAAAGGCUGAGCGUGGAGUUCCCCGAGAUGCUGGCGGAGAUCAUCACCAAUCAGAUACCAAAAGUCAAAGACGGCAGUGUCAAGCAGCUACUUUUUCAUCAGAAGUGA